AUGACCGAUUUCGACCAGUGGUUCAGCAUCACUAGAGGUUACAAAGCUCUCAUUGACAACACUGGAAUUCCAAUGGAUCCGGAACAUUGGAAUCCGGAAAUGAAGAAAAAGGCGCAGAUCAAUUUCAAAGCUCUUUACAUAAUUCAGUGCAGGCUAACAAAAGAAGAGCUGAACCGCAUCGACCCAUAUGAAAACGCAAAGGAACUUUGGGAUAAGCUCAUAGAACUACACAAGGGAACCAAUAACGCUAAGGAAGGCGAGACUGCCAGUCAGCUGCAUGCGAGAAUAAAGGACAUCCUCAACGGACUCCACAUAAUCAGCCACCAAUUAGAGAACCGGGAUAUGAUAAGAACUGCAUGA
This is a messenger RNA of Zingiber officinale, 360 nucleotides long. RefSeq lists its product as uncharacterized. Lineage: Eukaryota; Viridiplantae; Streptophyta; Magnoliopsida; Zingiberales; Zingiberaceae. Bases 1 to 360 code for a protein of 119 amino acids. The record is from RefSeq and is a predicted model, not a curated record. The transcript has 3 exons.